AUGGCCGACCGAUUCCCUUCGCUUGAGGACUUCGAUUCCGGGGCGCAAACCGACAUCAAGGAUCCGACCGCUGAGCCAUCGACUGACGAUUUUCUCGCUCGUGAAAAGGCUCUCCUUGGAGACGACGCCGAACAGUUCACAACCAACAAUGACGCCGCUGCUUUCGCUGAUGCCGAUGAUGACCUUCUUGGUGGCGCCGGCGGAAACGAGCAAUCUACUUUCGAGUCUCAAUUUCCUGACCUGACCCAACCUGAAGCUGGCACUGGAGUUUCUGCUGGAACUGCCAUUACCGGAGGACCUUCCGUAAGCUACAACUCAGGAUACCAGGCCUCCUUUGAGGAGGAGCAGGAACCCGAGGUUAUCAAGGAGUGGCGUGAAAAGCGAGACAACCAGAUUGCCAAGCGCGCCGAACAAUUCGCUGCCCAGCGAGAAGAGACAAUUAAGGAGGCUCAGCAGAACAUCGAUGACUUCUACGACAACUACAACAACAAGAAGGAGAAGGGUAUCGCCCAAACACGAAAGGAAGCCGACGAGUUCCUGGAAAGCCGAGAGGACACUGUUUCUGGUGGCACCAGCUGGGACCGAAUUGCCAAGUUGGUGGAUGUGAGCGGCAAGGGAGCCAAGGGAGGUGCUUCUGGCUCGGGCAAGGAACGCUUCCGAGAGCUAUUGGUGAGCCUGCGAAAGGACGAAAAGGCGCCCGGCGCUACAGGCUACUAA
Molecule: messenger RNA, 717 nt
Organism: Fusarium venenatum
Lineage: Eukaryota; Fungi; Ascomycota; Sordariomycetes; Hypocreales; Nectriaceae
Product: clathrin light chain
Biological process (GO): intracellular protein transport; clathrin-dependent endocytosis
Cellular component (GO): clathrin coat of trans-Golgi network vesicle; clathrin coat of coated pit; plasma membrane
Molecular function (GO): clathrin heavy chain binding; structural molecule activity
Source: RefSeq, a predicted model, not a curated record